AUGCGGCCUUUGUAUCAGGUGCUCAGGCACCUAAUAUUCGCCAGCCUAACGCGUGCUCAGUUUGGGGUUCAGAAUGAUAGGUCAGUUCUCGGUAUUAACAAUGAGUUCUCAGGUGUUUGUUACACAUAUGUUUCGGUCUAUCCAGUCCUUGCCGAUCCCGAUUAUAUCACCAUCACAAAGCCCUACAGAGGCUCAGUAACAACGCAGUAUACUGCCCCACCGCAGGGCGAUGAGCCUGGUAUUGUUAUAGUUGAACAACCGGGUGGUUCGUCGGCGCCGGAGAAUGUAGUCAUCCCCGCGACGGAUGAUAGGUCUUAUGUUAUUAUUAUUAGGCCGCAUUCAGGGCCGAAUCCGAUAUCUGCGCCAAUUACUCAGGUUGUUCCUCCGAGGAGUGGACAGCCAGGGCAGAUUAUUAUUGAAACGCCGGAGACUCAGGGUGUGUUGCAGCCUCUUACGCUUGAGCCGAAGGAGGUGACUGGCUAUGUGACGGUUUUUCGACCACUGACUGGAACAUUGGCAUCGUUGCAACUAAUUACGAUUUCACCAACCGGGACAAACCGUGGAUCGGUCAUCAUUAAUGUCCCAACAUCAGCGCUCAAUGGGGGAAGCCUCCAAGGCCUUACUCUCGAACCUGCACAGGACGGCGACUAUGUCACCGUGAUUGAACCAGCAGGUACAGCCUUUAGCGGAACUGUCCCAAUUCGACUGACAAUACCACCGAGCAAUGGAAACCCUGGGACUGUCAUCAUCCAGACUCCUGUGCCAGGAACUCUGAUGCCGUUGUCCCUUGAGCCUUUGACCCCUAACACGUUGGGCGCCUUGGGACUCGCUGGUCAAACCAUCACUCUUCAACCUGCCGAUGCUACCGGCUAUGUGACCAUCAUUGAACCAGCCGAAGGAAGCGUCACACCGACAGCACCUAUCCGAACUACCAUCCCACCGACUGGUACCAAGCCCGGGACUGUACUCAUACAAACACCACCAGGUUGGAAUGAUGGGGGAGAUGGUGCAGCUUCUCAACCGACACGGACUCGGCCGCAGGGCUCGGUAUCCUAUACCACUAUUACUCGUGGUGUACCCAUGGGGAUGGGUGGUUCUGACGGCGGGUCGAAUGGAGGAUCAGGGUCUGGUGAUGUCCAGGGCCUACCAGGUCAAAGCGGCGACGAUGAAUCAGGGCCGCGACAGACCCUCACUAUUCCUCCUGAGGGUGGCAACCCCGGUACUGUCAUUGUAUUGACACCUGAAGACCCGAAUAAUCCGCAGACUGGCAACAACGGUGGCGGCGAUAAUGGUGCCCAGGUUACUGGAGGAUCUAGUGGUGGAAACCAAGGUGGUUCAGGCGGUGGCUCAGGAUCAUCGGGCAGCGGAAAUGGCCAGAGUGGAAGUGGAGUGAGCUCGAACAACGGGGAAUCUGGAGGUGGUUCCAACAGCGGCAGUGGCAGUUCAUCUGGACAAGGAGGCAGCUCCAGCAACGGGGAUUCCACUGGUGGCGACGAUGACCCUGUGAAAGGCGGCGUCCAGGGAUCUGGCUCCGGAUCGGGAGACGGCGAUGGUGACGGUGCAUCAGGAAGCGGAGAAUCUUCAGGCUCAAAUAACGGCAAUGGGUCUGGAAAUGGCGGCUCAUCAAGCUCCGGUGGAAGCAGUGGCUCGGGAGGUACCCAAGGCGGCGCUCAAGGUGGCUCCGGAGGCAGUGGUACAAGAUCUGCUGGCUCUUCAUCGAGCACCAAGGGCGCUUCUAGUGGUGGUUCUGGGGGUGGAGAUGGACCAGGAUCGGGAGAUGCGGAGUCUGAAGGCGAGGGCUCAGAGGGCGGUUCAGAUUCUGGCAAUGGAGGUUCUGGUGGGAGUGGAUCGACUUCUGGCGGUAAAGGCUCCAGCGGGGAUGGAGAUGGUGACCCUGGAUCAGGAGGAAAUAAUGCCGGAGGAGCAAAUGGUGGCUCGGGUCAGUCAUCUUCAUCGCGCAGGGGAAGUACUUCUGGCCGCUCAAGCACUCGAUCACCAAUCGUUAGGACAUCGCCAUCGACCUACGUUGUCACAUCCAGCAGCACUAUCUUCACCAUAACCGCCGAUGUCGUCGAGACUCUCACCAAUGCUGAACCCCAGAGGACUCGUCGAUCAACCACCAGCGGCCAACUCACAGGUGGAGUCGAAGGGCUAGGUGGAAGUGGAAUUGCAGCUACCGACAGAACGACAUUCAGACGCCCUUCAAAUAGCCGGUCUACGGGAUCUGCGGUCGACACUGCUGGCGGAGCUGCUUCUGGAGUUGAGUCUGAUUCCACACAAACUACACAGGCCCCUGGAAGUACUUCAAGUACUAGACGAGCUGGUGCUUCAUCAAGUUCAGGCUACACUGGUACUGUCGACACGCGUGUUCGCCCUGGAGGUAGCGGUCUGAGUUCUACGCACAGCAGGACUUCGACUUCAGGACAAGCUUCUCGAUCUUCGAAUAGAGAGACUACUAUUGUCGAUAGCGGUCCCGUAAUAACAAAUGAUCCUGGCUCUAAUGCAGAGGAAGCUACAUCAUCUGUCGGAAACGCCGCCCAGAUCUCAUCUACCCGCUCGGCCCAGAGGUCAAGUACCUCUCAAUCAUCUAGUGCGCAAAGGCCUGUUGCAGCGACUUCCUCAUCGGAUACUCGUUUCACUGCGAGACCUGCUGUCAUAUCGACUAGCGCUGGUAAUACUGAAGCUGGAGGGACAUCACAGGCUUCGCAGAGAAGUAGUAGGGCUACUAGCUCGGUAUUGGGCUUCGUCGAAGGUGAACCUGAAUCAACUGCGGGAGGAAACAACAGUGGUUCUUCGAAAGAUGAUGAGGCGACAUCGCGAGCUUUGAGUGGUUCCCAGUCUACUCAGUCUGGUAGUGCUGCUCGAGGCUCUAGCGCGGGCACUUCAACAGCAUCACAGGGCGUAGGCCAGAGCUCGAGCACCUCCAGAACAAGCGAAGAGAUCAAUUUUGAGACUAUAGUUGGUACACAGAGUGUUCCCGAGUCAGAGCGCGUGGAACAGCCUGGUGACACGUCGACUCGUUCAGCGAUAAGUAGUGGUGCCGGAUUGACGGGCCAGCCAGCUGCAGGAGUUGGAGGCUCAACCACUGCUGAGUCAAACUCGGGAACCACAUCUAUUGAUAUUGAUGAUGGCGCGACGACAUCUGGUGGAGAGUCGCUCGCUGGAGGACCAGCUGCUGGUGCUACGUCUGGAAGUUCGGGCGAGAGCUCUGUGAGCGGCGACUCUGAUGCCGAGACUUCCUCCGCUUCUAGACAUCCUGGCUCUGAAACGGCAUCUGAUGAUGCUCGGGAGACUGGAGAUGCUACUGGUACUGCUCAACCUGAAGAUGGCGAGACAAGCUUGAUCUCACCUCAAGUACCAGCCCCCACUGAUCCAUUGCCCGAAUCUGAAUCCAGCAGCCAGUCGCUCACUGGCGGCGUCGAAGGUAUACCUGUCAUGAGUGACUCGUCGUUUGAGUCGCCUGAGCUGCCACUGCCGAUUGCGGUAUCAACUGGUCCACUUCCUGACUCCAAUCUGCUCUCUACAGCAACAGGUGAGGUGUCCUCGGCAGCAUCGCCUGGAUUCGAAGUUCCUACUGAUUCGCAAGCUGCGCCUUCUGAUGAUGACCUUGACCCCGCCUCAGGAGAUACCGCUACAGAUGGACCUACAGGUAGUGAGAUUUCAGAGCCCGAUACUUCUUCUGACUCGGCGGAUGGCGAAGCGUCCGAGACAGGAUCCUCAGGUCCCGAUGAGACUGGCACUGGGGCUUCUACAGAGCCAUCACAGAGUGCUUCGCUAGGUGAUGGCGAUGGUGAUGGUGCCAGAACUACAGAUGAAGCAGGCGCCGAGUCAUCUGAGACAGACGCCGACGCGGAAAGCGAGACAUCUGGCCCUGAUGCUACUUCUGAUGGUUCUGGAUCUGAAGCUGGCCCCAGCACUGAUGAAGAUGGACAGACCAUCACCGACGGAUCUGGAGGAAACCCCACAGCUGUCAUCCCAGCAGAUAACAGCCUAACUACUGAAGCUCCUGACGGCGCAAUAGCAACUAUCACGGUCUUCAGAGCAGGCCGUGGCCCAGCCCGAACAACCCUCUACGUCCCUCCCCAAGCAUCCAACGAUCCAUGGACAGUAGUAAUCGAGACACCAGUUUCAGAGACUCAAUCUGAAGCUGCGACUGCUCGUGGAGACGACGAUGUUCUUGCUACCACAUCUGCCAUAGGCGGUAACACCAAUGUCACUAUCUUCAGAGCUGGAUCUAGCCCAGCACGAAGGACUCUUUACGUACCUCCCAGGUUUGCGAAUGAGCCUGGUACUAUUGUUAUUGAGACACCAACUGGGACCGCUAUCGCAACUGCGACUGAGACUGGGAUUGAUACACCUAGUGUUCGACCCAACAUCACGGUCUACAGCUCUGGUACUGCUUCCAGCAGAAUUACCAUCUACGUACCUCCUACUGCUUCAGAUGGAGAUGGGUAUAUCAUCAUUGAGACCCCUGCUUCUGAGGUUGAUCCCGAUGCCACUGAAAGCGCUGAGGAUGGUAGUGGUCCCACGGCUGGGACACCCGCUGGUAUCGCCAAUAUCACAGUCUACAGUUCCGGUACUGCGUCAGAAAGACGAACCCUCUAUAUUCCGCCCACUGCCUCUGGCGAAGCUGGCACGAUCAUUAUCGAAACUCCGGUCUCCGAGCCUGAUGCAGAACAGAGCGGAGGUACUGACGGCGGCAGCCAGACUACCGGUCUUGAACCCGGUGUCAGACCCAAUGUGACUGUCUACAGUUCAGGCACUGCCUCAGGGAGGAUUACUCUGUACAUCCCGCCUACAGUAUCUGGUGAAGCCGGAACCAUUGUCAUUCAGACACCAAUCUCCGACCAAGAUUCUGAUACUAUAACCGGAGGUCCCGGAGAUGAGAGUGGAAAUACUGCCACUUCUGAUGGCAGAACUGCUGUGACUAUCUAUACUGAAGCAACUGGGUCUACUGGAAACACUAGAUACAUCUCGCCAACCGUUUCUGGAGAGCUGGGCACUUAUAUCAUUGAGACUCUUGCCUCGGAAGCUGGCGAAGAGACUGCUUCGGAUGAAUCAGCUCAGGCCACAGGCCCUGAAGCCUCCAUCACACCAAUUCCCACCGACGAAGGCUCGCCUGGAAAUAACGUAAAUGUUACUCUCUACCGAGCUGGAGAAGGUUCAGAGAGGAGCACCAUCUUCAUCCCACCAGAGACUACUGGUGAUCCAUGGACGAUUGUGAUCGAGACACCAAUCUCACAAACUGAAUUGGUAGAAACAGGAACAGUUCCAGGGUUCCAAACAACAAUCUCCGCUAUGACUGGAAGUGCCAACUUGACUAUUUUCAGAGCCGGUGUCGCAUCGACAAGAAACACAAUCUACGUAGCGCCCAAGACAUCCGGAGGCCCAGGAACUGUCAUCAUCGAGACACCUGUUCCGAGAGCCCAAACUGGUAGCCUUACAGCUAAUCCUGAAGCACGACCAACUGUUGGUGCUGGAUCAAAUACCACGAUCUUUGUUCCAGGUACCGGUCCUGGGCGAACGACUUACUACGUUCCGCCUUCAGAUCCUAAUGACCCUGGCACUGUUUAUGUUGAGACUCCUGUAUCUGCUGAGGAGACUGAGGAGCCCACUGAUGGUCCUUCAGCUACUGGAGAUGGUCAAGAUACUAUCGUAGCUGCAACAACAGUUACAAUCUUUAGUGGUGGGCCUGGAUCCGUCACGCGCACAGUCUAUGUCCCACCUACUACCUCAGGAGAAGCAGGCACGCUCUACAUCGAGACGCCGACUGGAUCGGCCACUGGUGAAGAGCGUAUCUCAGCGACAAGAACUGUCACCGUUUACACUGGUGUCCCGGGCUCAGUUACAAGGACAGUCUAUGUGCCUCCUACAGCGAUUGGUGAGCCAGGUACUUUAUUCAUUGAGACACCUGUCGAUGGCACUCAGGCUACAGUCACAAACGAUGAGAAUGCCAUCUCUGCCGCAACGACUGUCACCAUCUUUAGUGGUGGACCUGGCUCCGUUACGAGAAGUGUGUAUGUUCCUCCAACUGCUUCAGGAGAGGCAGGCACUAUGUACAUUGAGACUCCUACAGAUGGAGCCGAAGCUACUGCAAGUAGUGACGAAGAUGUCAUAUCUGCCGCGACUACUGUCACCAUCUUCAGUGGAGGUCCCGCGGCAGUUACAAGAACUACUUAUAUCCCGCCAACAGCUUCUGGCGAGGCUGGAACACUUGUGAUUGUUACUCCUACAGCCGUGCCUGAUGCCGAAACAGCUAGUGAUGGCGAUGGUGGUUCCGAGACUGGGUCUGUCACUGAUGCGGAGAGGAUUACAGCCGGAACAACUGUCACUAUCUUCAGUGGCGGUUCAGGCACUGCAACUCGAACUAUAUACAUCCCUCCCACCGUCUCGGGUGAAGCUGGCACACUAAUCGUGGAGACACCCACGUCUGGUCCAGACGGUGAUGAACCCAGUAUUACAGGCACAGGAGUCAGUGGCCCAACUGCAAUUGUCACCCCUGAAGGCCCAGGUAACGUUACUAUCUAUAGCGGCGGACCUGCUUCCUCAACGACCACUCGUUUCAUGCCUCCUACUGCAUCAGGAGAGCUUGGUACUGUGAUUAUCGAGACACCAACAGCUGGACCUCAAGCUACAGGUAUCGGAAAUGUUACUAUCAUCACAGGUGGUCCUGCUACAGUCACCCAGACGCGGUAUAUCCCUGCCACGGUGACUGAUGAGCCUGGGACUAUCGUCAUCGAAAUACCGACAUCUCAGGUUGAUGAGGACGGAGGUGCAGGAAACACAACUAUCUAUAGUGCUGUGUCUGCUACUGGCACUCGCACUAUCUAUAUUCCACCCACGGUAUCUGGCGAGCCCGGAACAAUUAUCAUUGAGACCCCUGCCGUGAGGGCAGUGACUGUUUACACAGACGGCCCUGCAUCAACUACUCGAACUCUCACUAUUCCCGGUACAGCGUCAGGCGAUCCUGAUACAAUUCUCAUCGAGACUCCCACUUCAGGUCCAGACUCUGGUCCUGCUAAUGUCACCAUUUACACCGGAGUCUCUGCCACUGUCGCCACUACUCGUUUCGUUCCUGGUACAGCUUCAGAUGAACCUGGAACGUUCAUUGUUGAAACUCCACUUGGCAGUCCAACUUAUGUGACAGUCUACAGUGGUGGACCAGGUACAGCUGUUACAACGAUCUACUUGACACCAAGUGAAUCUGGUGAUUCUACCACUAUGAUCAUUCAGACUCCAACUCAAGGAUCCGAGGAGUCUGCUACAGAUGAUAGUGAAGUUCGUGAGACUGGAACCAUUACAAAAGCUUCAGGCACAUCAGCGACUCGUCGUGGGAACGUCACCAUCUACACCCAAGCGCCUGGAACAGCUGGCGGAACAUUCUACUUCCCACCUGAUGACCCAGAAGAGUCGGGCACCAUCAUUAUUGAGACACUGCCUGGUGAUGCUGAAGAGACUGGCGCUGAGUCUACUGAAGGUCCAGUCGCCCCAACUGUUGGUGGCCGGGUCAAUACUACGAUCUUCAGUGGCGGCCCAGUAACUGCACCCAGAACACUUUACAUAUCAGCGACAAUUUCUGGGGAGCCAGAUACGGUGAUUAUAGAGACACCAACCACAGGCCCAGAAGCAAAAGCUUCAGAGUCAGCGACAGGCCAGCAAUACACAACCAUCUUUGGUGGAGGGUCUGGAACGGCCACGAGGACUAUCACCAUUCCUGCUACUGUAUCUGGUGAGCUGGACACUAUUCUGAUCGAGACACCCACUGGUAGAGCUCCUGAAGUCACAAUCACCAGAGGCGGACCGGUCUCAGUUGCUACCACUAUUACUAUCCCUGGUGCGCCUGGCGAACCUGACACUGUUCUCGUUGAGAUUCCAACUGAAUCUGGCAAUGCGGAGCCAUCAGAGAGUGCUAAUGGCCCAGGAGAAGUGACUUCCACUCGUGGCGGACCAGUUACGUCUGCUACGACAAUCACAAUACCUGGUCAAUCAGGCCAGCCUGACACUGUGAUUAUUGAAACGCCGACUCGUGCGGCUGAUGUCACGAUCACCAGAGGAGGGCCAGUUUCUGUCGCCACAACUGUUACAAUCCCUGGAGCACCUGGUGAGCCUGAUAUAGUGCUUGUGGAAACACCAAUUGAGUCUGCAGACAUAUCUGUGACUGGAAUGGGUGCGGGCGAAAUAACUUCUACUCGGGGCGGACCAGUCACGGCCGCAACUACGAUCACCAUCCCGGGUAUAUCAGGGCAGCCCGAUACUGUUAUCGUUGAAACACCCACAACAUCCUCUGAUGGUGAGGAAUCUACAGCUACUGCAAAUGGUCCAGUUCAAGUAACAUCUACCCGAGGAGGAGCGGUAACAGCUGCAACUACUCUCACUAUUCCCGGCGAGUCAGGCCAGCCAGACACCGUUAUUGUUGAAACGCCUACAAGAUCUUCAGAUGGUGAAACAACAGGCACUGGAGGCAGCCCAGGAGCGGUAACUUCAACAAGAGGAGGACCUGUAACUGCGGCGACUACCAUCACCAUCCCUGGAGGACCGGGUGAGCCGGACACAGUCAUCGUUGAGACCCCAACGAGGUCAAAUGAACCUCCUGUAACUGGUGGUGUUCAAGCAAUCACUUCGACAAGAGGUGGACCAGUAACCGCUGCAACUACUAUAACCAUUCCUGGCGAGUCAGGUCAGCCUGACACGGUUAUCGUUGAGACACCUCAAUCUUCUGAUGAGAACGGGCUAUCUGCUACUGAAGAUAGUCAAGAUGAAGUUACUAUAACUCGGGGCGGCCCUGUGACUGCUGCCACCACCGUUACUAUCCCUGGAGUAUCUGGUGGUCCGGACACAGUUUUCAUUGAGACGCCAACAAUGUCGAAUGAGCCUUCAGUGACUGGCGGACUGCAAGCGAUUACUUCAAUUCGAGGUGGACCCGUGACAGCUGCUACAACUAUCACAAUCCCCGGAGAAUCAGGUCAACCGGAUACUGUUAUUAUUGAAACACCCCUAUCCUCUGGCGAGAUUGUGCCAUCUGCAACUGAGGGUCAAGAUCCAGUCACUAUCACUCGCGGUGGACCUGUAACGGCAGCCACGACGGUGACUAUUCCUGGAGUGUCGGGUGGCCCAGACACUGUGUUUAUUGAAACACCCACUCAAUCUUCUGAAGAGCCUAGAGUAACUGCUGUUCAGCAAGUCACAAUUACCCAGGGUGGCCCAGUAACAGCUCCCGUUACAGUUACCGUCCCUGGAGUAUCCGGCGGUCCUGAUACUGUUUACAUUGAGGUACCUACAGAGUCUGUUAGAACCGGAGCUGUCCAAGCGGUUACAAUUACGCGGGGUGGCCCUGUAACAGCUGCCACAACGGUCACAAUUCCUGGCGGAGCGGGAGAGCCAGAUACUGUUUAUAUCGAAACGCCUACCGAGUCUGCUGGCGGGGGUAGUGAAACACCAGUAACCGGAGCCGUUCAAGAAGUCACUAUUACGAGGGGCGGUCCAGUCACAGCGGCAACAACGAUUACUAUUCCUGGAGCUUCUGGCGAGCCAGAUACUGUUCUUGUUGAAGUUCCGAUUGAGUCUGCUGAACGAUCCUCUGAAACAGGCUCAUUAAGUGAGGUCACUAUCACAAGAGGUGGUUCAGUUACAGCUGUAACAAUUCUCACAAUCCCCGGCGAAUCUGGUGGACCUGGCACUGUACUGAUUGAGACCCCAACUGGCUCUGCUGACGAUGGCGAUGGGUCUUCUACAACUAGGUCUGUUCUGGAAGUCACCAUAACACGGGGAGGACCAGUGACAGCUGCGACAACACUUACGAUUCCGGGUGAGUCCGGAGGGCCAGACACUGUACUGGUCGAGAUCCCGACGAGUUCAUCUAAUGAAGACGGUUCUACCCAAGUAGAAGUCACAAUCACUCGUGGCGGUCCUGUUACAGCUGCUAUAACCCUCACUAUACCUGGAGCUUCGGGCCAGCCAGAUACUGUUGUCAUCGAAACACCAACUGAGUCUAGCAGCGAGGCAUCAGGAACAAAUGGUAGUCAAGGAGAAGUUACAAUUACCCAAGGUGGCUCUGUCACGGCCGCGACAACGAUCACUGUUCCAGGCUUAUCAGGAGAGCCAGACACUGUCAUCAUCGAGACGCCUACUGGUGCUUUUGAGACUCCCAAUAAUGCCCUGGCCAACGUCACUGUCUACAGUGGCGGCCCUGUCUCAGUUACCCGUACGAUUUAUUUCCCACCCGUGGCAUCUAGUGAGGCUGGCACUAUUGUUAUCGAAACACCAGAUGGUUCUAGUCCCACGGAAACUGCCCGUGGACCUGGAAAUGUCACUAUUUACACUGGUGUCGCUGGUACAGCUACAAGAACCGUCUUCAUACCUGCUACAGUUUCAGGAGAGCCAGAUACAGUACUCAUCGAAACACCAACAGGUUCCUCUGGUGGUGAGAGGACGACAGGAAGUCUUAUUGCAACAACGACAGGACCUCUCACUACUUCUGAGGGUAGGCCCAACACUACAAUCUUCAGUGGAGGAUCUGGUUCUACAACUAGGACGGUCUACUUCCCACCAGCUUCUGAUGACCCCGGUGGCCUUGGAACAGUUGUUAUCGAGACACCAACCUCUGGUUCUGAAGAGGAAGAUCCUGAGGAAACAAGCAGUGCCAUUUCUACCGGAGGACCAGCUAACAUCACACGUAUUGUUGGAGGUCCUGCUUCGGUCACCACUACUAUCUACAUCCCACCAACUGCUUCUGGUGAGCCGGGUGUUGUGAUCAUUGAAACGCCCACAUUAGGCCCCGAGGAUGAUACAACGGCUAGUGAGAGUGCCGCAAUCACAGCUUUCCCAGUAGGCAGACAAAACGUCACUCUGUACAGCGGCGGUCCAGGUUCGGUUGUAACGACAAUCUACUACCCGCCUGCAUCGAGCGACCUUGACGAGCCUGGUACGGUGGUGAUCCAGACUCCAACAGCUGGCCCUGAAGAGGAGACACCAUCGACUUCUGCAGGUGAAGCCGUUACGCCAAUCCAGAACAUUACUCGCAUCGUGGGAGGACCUGCUUCUGUCACAACAACGAUCUACAUCCCUCCUACGGCAUCGGGCGAGCCUGGAGUUGUCAUUAUUGAGACGCCUACAGCCAGUCCCGAGGCGAAAGAAACAUCGUCAGCGUCUAUUACCGCAACCAUAAGCGACGAGGAACUAACUGGUAUUCCCAAUGUCACUCGCUAUGUCGGCGGUCCAGCUUCCAUCACGACAACGUACACAAUACCCCCUGCCUCGUCUGGAGACCCAGGAACAGUGGUCAUCCAAACCCCUUCUGCCAGCCCUAGUGAGAGCGAGGCUUCCGCUUCAGCAACUGAGAUUCCAAAUGUCACCAGAUACAUCGGUGGCCCAGCUUCAGCCAUUACAACCUAUACCAUUCCUCCAGCCUCACCUGGAGAGCCAGGAACUGUUGUUAUUCAAACCCCAACCGCCAGUCCUGAAGAAAUUACUACGUCUUCCCCAUCAGCUGAGGUGCCAACUGAAGUCCCAAAUGUCACUCGCUAUGUUGGCGGGGCAGCGUCAGUUACUACGACCUAUACCCUCCCUCCGGUUUCAUCUGGAGAGCCGGGCACGGUGGUCAUUCAGACUCCCUCAGCUAGCCCCUCUGCAGAAACUACUUCUAAUGAGGCUAUCACGAGUGUUGAGUCUCCAAGCGCAAUUCAGAACGUCACUCGCUUUGUCGGAGGCCCAGCGUCAGUUACUACAACAAUCUACAUCCCCCCUGCUGCAUCUGGUGAGCCCGGCACAGUACUCAUUCAAACUCCGAGCUCUGCUCCCGACGAAACUUCAUCGUCAGUAGUCGCAAGCACAGCACGACCGCCAACAGUUGCACAGAACACAACUAUCUUCGGCGGUGGAGCAGGCUCAACCACAAGAACCAUCUAUAUCCCCCCUGCCUCAGAUGGCGAGCCAGGAACAGUUCUCAUCGAGACCCCAACAGCCAGUCCCGCAGCUUCGACCACUCCCAUCAGCGGCGCACCAGCAGGCAUUCCAACAACUUCCACUCCAAUCGUCGCUGGCACCAAUGUCACUAUCUUCAGAGCUGCUCCUCCUACAGCUACAGCUGAACGAACGCUGUAUGAUCCACCGACUGCGGCUGGAGAGCCUGGUACUGUUAUUAUCGAGACAAUGGUUGUAUCUUCGACUUCUGGCUCGGCUGCGCCGUUAAGUAUGGAGGGUCCUGUUAUCACGACUUUGAGUGGUAGUUCAACUAGCUCUUCUGCUAUCGCUUCACCCUCAUCUACGUCAAGUAGCGCGGCAGCAGCAGCAAGCUCAUCGAGCAGUGCUGCUGCAGCCGCUGCUUCGAGUUCCUCCUCUGUUGCAGCAGCUGCCAGUUCCUCCAGUAGCGCAGCCGCCGCGGCAACUUCAUCAAGCAGUGCUGCUGCGGCGGCGGCCUCAAGCUCUUCAACCACCGCAGCAGUCACCAGUUCCUCGAGUAGCGCAGCAGCCGCCGCGGCAACUUCAUCAAGCAAUGCUGCAGCGGCCAGCUCCUCUAGUGCUGCAGCUGCAGCUGCCUCAAGCUCGUCCAGUUCUGUUGCCGCUGCUACAUCGUCAACAUCAAGCGCAGCUCCAGCACCAGUCACCACAAGCUCAACCAUCGCCACAUCAUCCAGCAGUACCUCCAGCACAAGCAUGAUGCCCCAGCUCGCAUUUGGCCCAACAUUCGACUGCGAUGGCUUCGGCUACACCGUCCAAAGUCUUCUCGCCAACACCCUCACACGCGUCAAUCUCGUCAACGGUCAACGAACAGAUAUCAGAACAGGCAUUGGUCCCGGCGGUCCUAUCAACGGUAUCGGCUUUAACAGGCUCGACAACUACAUCUAUGGCUUUUACCAACAGCCUCUUCUUAAUGCCCUUGCGUGUGGUCUCCUGGGAUGUAAGCGAUCGGGACUUAUUCGCAUCGCCAAGGACGGCCGAUGGGAGGUCCUUGAUCUUGUGAUUGGUACAAACGCUAUCAGCAUGGGCGAUGUAGAUGAUCAAGGAAGGUUCUGGGUGUCCGAAGGCGGAGGUAGAUGGUGGUGCAUUGAUUUGAGGCCAACCAGCACCACUUUCGGCAAGCUUCUCGAUUCCGGCACGUCAGCUACCAACCUCCUUUCUGGAGUAGGAGACUGGGCAUAUGUCCCCGGCGGAGGCAACUAUCUCUACGCCGUACAAGCAUCAGUCAUCGAGAGCGGCCUCCUCAGAACAAACAUCGUUCGAUGGUCGUUGACCACGCAAAAGUGGGAGCGCUUCCAAACCUACCCCAACCUCAUCCUCACAACUCUCAACCUCGUCUGGGGCGCCGUCAUGGCAGCACCGGAUGGAACAUUAUUCGCUCAGGAGACAGUAUUGGGUCAAACGUGGAAAUUCACACUUGGGUCCGCAGCAAACCCUACAGCUAUACCAGGUGGUGCUAUUCUGAACUUGCUAGGAUCGGAUGGAGCCAGGUGCGCGGGUACUUUAGUUUCAUGA
Molecule: messenger RNA, 13470 nt
Organism: Fusarium fujikuroi IMI 58289
Lineage: Eukaryota; Fungi; Ascomycota; Sordariomycetes; Hypocreales; Nectriaceae
Exons: 3
Coding region: 1-13470 (4489 amino acids)
Source: RefSeq, a predicted model, not a curated record